Molecule: messenger RNA, 1080 nt
Organism: Fusarium poae
Lineage: Eukaryota; Fungi; Ascomycota; Sordariomycetes; Hypocreales; Nectriaceae
Gene: FpAPS4
Product: Aminotransferase
Exons: 6
Coding region: 1-1080 (359 amino acids)
Biological process (GO): branched-chain amino acid metabolic process
Molecular function (GO): branched-chain-amino-acid:2-oxoglutarate transaminase activity
Source: RefSeq, a predicted model, not a curated record
AUGUCUGUCCCGUUACCAAACCCAGAUUUUGCAUGGGAUAAAUACGACAGCAAAGUCAACCCAGUCAAUGGCCAUGUAGAAUGCACUUAUAAUACCUUGACAGGAUCGUGGUCUGAACCGCGAUUUGUCAAAAGCCCAUUUCUUCAAGUCCAUGGGCUGGCGCCAGGGCUUAACUAUGGACAACAAGUCUUCGAAGGACUCUUGGCACACAGAACUACUGAUAAUAAGAUUCUGAUAUUCCGACCAACGUCACACGCAGCACGUUUGAUACACUCAGCGUCGGUAGUCAGCAUGCCGCCAGUCCCAGAAAACCUUUUUCUUGACUGUGUUCAUAUGGCAGUAGCCAAAAAUGCAGAGUUUGUUCCUCCCCAUGACUUCGCUGGCAAUAUGUAUAUCCGGCCUCUGCAAUUUGGUUCCAGUGCCCAGAUAGGCCUGGAUCUACCAGAUGAAUUCACAUUCUGUGUCUUUGUGCAACCUCAUCCACCAUUGCACGGGCAUGCGCCACUGACAGCGCUCGUUGCUGAGGACUUUGAUAGAGCGGCUACUCGUGGAACUGGAAACUCCAAAGUCGGAGGGAACUACGGCCCUGUCCUCAAGUGGUUAAGAGAAGCAAAAAAGUCUGAGAACGGGGGAUGGGGGGUACUGCUUCAUCUGGACAGCAAGACGCAAUCUUAUGUCGAUGAAUUCAGCACAGCAGCUCUAAUUGGUAUCGUGGAUACCAAGAACGAUGAAGCGCCUACUCUCGUCGUCGCCCACAGUGAUGCAGUCAUCAAUAGCAUCACGGCAGAUUCAGUAGCUAAAAUCGCUCAAUCAUUUGUCUGGAAGGUUAAGAAGCGCUUGGUGAAACUUGAUGAGCUAUCCAGCUUUUGCGAAGUGUUUGCUGUCGGCACAGCAGCAACUAUCAGACCGUGCUCUCUGAUCUACCACAAGUCUACAAAUAGAGAGUUCAAGUUUGUGGCCAACGGUUCAUACUACACAAGGCUAUGGAGUACUCUAAAGAAGAUUCAGACAGGAGAAAGCGAGGACACGUUUCAAUGGUGCCAGGAGUUGAGGUACGAAGAGUUCAAGGGCGAGAAAUAG